AUGGCAAGUCUCAACGCCGACGCCAUGCUUCCACGAGCCGAGCAUCUCGUCCGGUCGCAACCGCUCAGAGGCGCUCUCGCCGUCGCUGGCGGCACCGCACUCUUGGCCUUUCUCAACUUCGCAUACCAAGACUACCGCGCCUACGUCGCCCUGGGCCCUCACGGCCUCCCGGACACCUUCCGCGGAUGGUGUACCCAACUGCAGAUGGUCCUCAUUUCCCGCCCGGAAAAGGAAACGACGGUUCCGGCACCGUGGAGCAUGGCCGACAUGGUGAGGGCCUACGGCACCAACGCCGCGCGAUCCUUCCUGACCCGGCCCCUGAGCCCGCGGUCCGGUUCUCGCCCCCAGCUCUGCAAGUACGUCGCGCCUCAGCGGCAGAUGAACGACCGCGCGUCGCAGACGAUGAAGGAGGACAUGUUCGCCUACCUGCGCACGCUGGCCGAAGUGAACCCGGCGGUCCUCCAGGUCGGCAACUCUUUCCUCGAGGGCCCUGUGCCUGGGGCCCUGCAGCUGCGGCAGGAUGUCGAUAUCCCCGAUUUCCUGACGAAGACCAAGGGGGAGAUCGCCCAUAUCCACCCGCCGGACGGCUCGACGCAUCUUGAGCUGAGCCCGGCCGAUUCGAAGACGGUCAUCGAGCUGGGUUGGGGCCAGCGACAUCGACUGAGUGGACCUUACAUACCAUGGGGAUAUACGCUGGUGUAUGCGCCGAAGGACAGGCGCGAGAUGGAGGAGUGGAAGAAUGUGGUCGGUGCCGCGGCGAGGUACUGUGCGGCUGAGCUCGAGGCUGUUCAGGAUCCCAAGGAGACUUGA
Molecule: messenger RNA, 810 nt
Organism: Anthostomella pinea
Lineage: Eukaryota; Fungi; Ascomycota; Sordariomycetes; Xylariales; Xylariaceae
Source: the annotation of a GenBank genome assembly